AGGUUUGCCGUGGUGGUGGGAGGCCUUUUGGACGCUUCCCUUCACAGAGCGCGGCAAGAAGGGGGAGCCGCUGAGCCUAGGUGACACCAUGCACGUCUUCCGCACGAACAUCGAGCAGAUCUUCGGCGGGGAACCGUCCUAUGAUGGGGCGCCGCUGGCCACCGGGGAUCUGGCCAGCGCCGGCCUGACCGAUGGUACGAUGUACCUGGGUCUGCAGAAGUACCAGGAGGGCUUUGGAGACGUGUACAAGCUUUGCUUCGGGCCCAAGAGCUUCAUGGUGGUGUCAGACCCGCAGAUUUUGAAACACAUCCUGCGGGAGAACGUCUUCAACUAUGACAAGGGGGUCCUGGGCGAAGUGUUGGAAGAUGUCAUGGGCAAAGGUUUGAUCCCCGCGGACUUUGAGACCUGGCGCGUGCGGCGGCGAGCCAUCGUGCCUGGCUUCCACCAGAAAUGGCUCAACUUCCAGGUCUCCGAGUUCGGCCGGGCGGGCCAGCUCUUGGUGAAGUCGCUCCGCGCGGCAGCAGCCGCAGGGAAGGCGGUGGACAUGGAGGAGCGCUUCGGCUCCGUGGCGCUGGACAUCAUCGGCAAGUCGGUCUUCAAUUAUGAGUUUGGCUCCGUUGAGGGUGAGAGCCCUGUGGUCAAGGCUGCCAUCCAGUCGCUGCGAGAGGUGGAGCAUCGAGCCCAGACGCCUCUUCAGUACUGGAAGUUUCCCCUCAUGGACUUGCUCGUCGAGCGCCAGAGGGAGUUCACGGAGAACAUGAAGCUCCUGAACGAUGCCCUCAACAAGUGCAUCAGCCAGGCCCUGGCCGACCGUUCGGAAGCUGAUUUGGAAGAGCUCGAGAACCGUGACUACACCAAGAUGGAGAACCCUUCCUUGCUCCGCUUCUUGGUGGACAUGCGCGGGGAGACCACCUCCGGCAAGCAGCUGCGGGAUGACAUGAUCACCAUGCUGAUCGCGGGCCACGAAACCACCGCCAGUGCAUUGACCUGGGCACUCUUUGAACUGGCGCAGAACCCGGAGCUGCUGGCACGGCUGCAGAAGGAGGUGGACUCCGUGAUGGGUGUCGAAGGCCACGAAUGCCCCACAUACGAGGACAUCAAGAGCAUGGAGCUCCUGCGGCUGACUAUGGCCGAGUCACUGCGCAUGUACCCAGAGCCGCCGCUUCUCAUUCGACGUGCCCUGGAUGAGGACACCUUGCCGGCGGGGGCCACGGGGAAUGAGACAAAGGUGCUGAGAGGCAUGGACUUCUUCGUGUCAGUGUACAACCUGCACCGCGAUGAGAAGUAUUGGCCCCACGCCAACACCUUCGACCCGGACCGCUUCAAGCGGAAGUACACCAACCCAGACAUCCCAGGGUGGGAUGGCUACGACCCGGCCAAGUGGAAGGGGCAGCUGUAUCCCAAUGAGAUCGCGGCUGACUACGCCUUCCUUCCCUUCGGGGCUGGGCCCAGGAAAUGCGUGGGCGAUGCCUUUGCCAUGCUCGAAGGUAGUGUAACGCUGGCGAUUGUGGUGCGAAACUUCGACUUCUCGUUCGCAGCACCUACUGCAGAUCCCAGCAAGGUGGGAACCUGCACAGGGGCGACCAUCCACACCAAGAAUGGAUUGUGGAUGACGGUGCGUGAGAGGGUUCACAAGUGAGAGGCUCAAGAUCGAUGCGGCAUGGGAGCUCACACC
Effrenium voratum is the source of this 1675-nucleotide messenger RNA. Lineage: Eukaryota; Dinophyceae; Suessiales; Symbiodiniaceae. The record is from the annotation of a GenBank genome assembly.